Molecule: messenger RNA, 1621 nt
Organism: Bubalus bubalis (water buffalo)
Lineage: Eukaryota; Metazoa; Chordata; Mammalia; Artiodactyla; Bovidae
Product: F-box only protein 27-like
Exons: 6
Coding region: 56-997 (313 amino acids)
Biological process (GO): SCF-dependent proteasomal ubiquitin-dependent protein catabolic process; glycoprotein catabolic process
Cellular component (GO): SCF ubiquitin ligase complex; cytoplasm
Molecular function (GO): ubiquitin protein ligase activity; protein binding
Source: RefSeq, a predicted model, not a curated record
AAAAGGGCAGAUGUAGAGAUGGGGGUACCUGAAGCUUGGCUGCCUGCAAGGAGCGAUGAGUGAGAUGGAGGCAGCGGCAGCCUGGCCUGGCGAGGACGACCUGUGGGCCUCUGGGGGCCUGCCCGCCAGUGUUGCCACUCCGGACACGGAACCCGAGGAGGUGCUGGACCUGAACCGACUGCCCAACGAGCUGCUCCAGGAGGUGCUGAGCUACCUGCCCCCAAGCACGCUGCUCCGGCACUGCCGCCGGGUGUGCCGGCGCUGGCGAGACGUGGUGGACGGCUGGGACCUGUGGCGGAGCAUCCUGCCCUGGAAACACCCCGACCUGUGGCCCGUCAUCCGCACCUGCCUGCCCCCUGCUGACGACCCCGGGCCCUGCAUCCUGGGCCGCUUCUGCGAGCGCAGACCCAUAGGACGCAACCUCCUCCGGAACUCUCAGAGCUCUCGUGGCCUAGGAUUCUUGAACCGGAUGGUGCUGACCGCAGGGGCUGCCCGGGGUGCAGAGGAAAACGCGAGGGUGGGCCCGCUGAUGGCCUAUAGACAGAGAUGGUUCCUGUCUACCUACAGGUGGUGUCAACAGAAGCAGGUGUUGGACCUGGAGAAGGAGGGUCUGUGGCGGGAACUCCUGGAUAGUGGAAACAUUGAGAUCUGUGUCUCCGACUGGUGGUUCGAAGACCGAGACGCUGACUGUUUAUAUCGGCUAAUUGUCCAACUUUUAGAUGCCAACCAGGCCGUCCUGCAUCACUUCUCUCCUUUGCCGUUUCCCAGCGAUCGGUUGGGCAACGGUUUCUUCUUUGAGGUCAACCACGUGUUCUCCAACCUCAAGAAAGGUGUCCGCUUUGUGUCUUUUGAACACUGGGUCCGGGACUUUGAGUUCUCGUGUGAGCAGCAUGGAGACUAUCCAUUACACCCGAGUGUGACCGUGCAGGUCUGUCAGGCACUACCUGAUCAUGCCUUUCAGGCUCUUGGACCCUUGGCCGAGCCAUCUCAGCGUUAAGGACUUGUAGCUCCUGGCCUCUGGGGAUCUCGUGAAUCCAGUUGAAGUUUCUAAGGGGCCCUGUCUUCAGGUUCUGGAAGCUACAGGAAGAACAUUCUUAUAUCAGAUUUACUGGUUGCCACUGCUCUAAGGCAGGCACUCUUCUAGUAAGUGGAGACGCACAGGUGAAGACGGAGAGAUGGUGAGAGGGCUCCUCGUCCUCCCCCCAUGCCAGGCCCUCUGGCUCAGCCCCUGUGCCCUCCGUCUUCAUUUCCUUCUGGUUCUGUGGCAGAGGCUUCACUGGUCAUGUGCAGAAAGCCCUCUCCUCAUGUCUGAAGUAGAAGCUCAUCCCCAUGGCUAAGAAAAUCCUAGCCCCCAACAGUGGUGAACUUAACCUCAUGGGGUUUCAAGACUUGGACCAGGACUCAGAGCAGGAAGUCAAACUGCCUCAAAAACUGUUUGGAGACAGAGGGUUCUGCCCACCCUGUGAGCAAUGAUACGGUCCCCUGAGCCCAACCCUACCCUGGAUCCUAUGGUGUAUAAAAUUAUUUUGUUACAUUUUGAAAUUCUUUUCAAAUAUGGAGAGAAUAAAUCAAGAACAUAUCUGCCAAUCAUAGGUAAUAAAUGUAAUAUAAUCUUGCCAAA